CAUCGGCUGAAGUUGCUGCUACAUUUUGGACGGUACUGGUGACUUGGUGCCUUUUCCCCCUUGACUUUACCCGGCACCCCGCAUGGUGCUUUUCCCAUCUUGUUGACUAGAGAAGAUGAAGUCUUCAAUACACUCUGAAGAGGAUGAUUUUGUUCCAGAACUACAUAGAAAUGUUCACCCUCGAGAGCGGCCUGAUUGGGAAGAAACACUUAACGCAAUGGCAAGAGGAGCAGAUGUUCCAGAAAUCCCUGGAGAUCUUACUCUUAAGACUUGCGGCAGUGCAGCAAGCAUGAAGGUUAAACAUGUGAAGAAGUCCACCACUCCAGGACUGAUGGGCUGUGACAACAUCCACAGGUUACCCUUCACGAAGGGACACUUUCCGAAGAUGGCUGAAUGUGCACAUUUUCAUUAUGAGAACGUUGAAUUUGGCAGCAUACAGCUUUCACUUUCAGAAGAACAGAAUGAAGUAAUGAAAAAUGGCUGUGAAUCUAAAGAGCUGGUCUACCUCGUGCAAAUUGCCUGUCAGGGUAAAAGUUGGAUUGUUAAAAGAAGUUAUGAAGAUUUUCGAGUACUUGAUAAACAUCUUCAUCUGUGCAUUUAUGACCGGCGAUUCUCCCAGCUCUCAGAGCUUCCCCGCUCUGAUGUCCUAAAGGACAGUCCUGAGUCUGUUACUCAGAUGCUCAUGGCUUACUUGUCACGCCUUUCAGCUAUUGCUGGCAACAAGAUCAACUGUGGGCCUGCCCUAACAUGGAUGGAGAUUGACAAUAAGGGCAACCAUCUUCUAGUUCACGAGGAGUCGUCCAUCAACACUCCUGCUGUUGGUGCUGCCCAUGUUAUUAAGAGGUACACCGCUCGGGCCCCUGAUGAGUUAACAUUAGAGGUGGGAGACAUCGUUUCUGUUAUUGACAUGCCCCCCAAAGUGCUAAGUACAUGGUGGAGAGGCAAGCAUGGGUUUCAGGUGGGACUCUUCCCUGGUCAUUGUGUUGAGUUAAUUAAUCAGAAAGUUCCCCAGUCAGUGACCAACUCAGUGCCAAAACCAGUGUCUAAAAAGCACGGCAAGCUCAUUACUUUCUUAAGAACAUUCAUGAAGUCGCGUCCAACAAAACAGAAGCUAAAGCAGCGGGGAAUCUUGAAAGAAAGAGUAUUUGGUUGUGACCUGGGGGAGCACCUUCUGAAUUCUGGUUUCGAAGUGCCCCAGGUUCUUCAAAGCUGCACAGCAUUCAUUGAGAGGUAUGGCAUUGUGGAUGGAAUAUAUCGUCUCUCCGGAGUUGCCUCCAAUAUACAGAGACUACGCCAUGAAUUUGAUUCUGAGCAUGUCCCCGACCUGACAAAAGAGCCUUAUGUUCAAGACAUUCAUUCUGUGGGUUCCCUCUGUAAGCUCUACUUCCGAGAACUCCCAAACCCUCUGCUCACUUACCAGCUAUAUGAGAAGUUUUCUGAUGCUGUUUCAGCAGCAACAGAUGAAGAAAGGUUGAUAAAAAUCCAUGAUGUCAUCCAGCAGCUUCCCCCACCACACUACAGAACACUGGAGUUCCUGAUGAGACACUUGUCUCUUCUAGCGGACUAUUGUUCCAUCACAAAUAUGCAUGCAAAAAACCUCGCCAUCGUCUGGGCACCAAACCUGCUCAGAUCAAAACAGAUAGAGUCAGCCUGCUUCAGUGGCACAGCGGCUUUCAUGGAAGUGAGAAUUCAGUCUGUGGUUGUCGAGUUCAUCCUCAAUCAUGUUGAUGUGCUUUUCAGUGGCAAAAUCAGUGCGGUCAUGCAGGAAGGGGCAGCUUCUCUGUCAAGGCCCAAGUCCCUGCUGGUAUCUUCUCCAUCUACCAAGCUGCUGACCUUGGAGGAAGCCCAGGCACGAACACAAGCUCAGGUCAAUUCUCCCAUUGUUACUGAAAAUAAGUACAUUGAAGUAGGGGAAGGACCUGCUGCUCUUCAGGGGAAAUUUCAUACCAUAAUUGAGUUCCCACUUGAAAGAAAGAGGCCUCAGACUAAGAUGAAAAAAUCUCCUGUGGGCAGCUGGCGUUCCUUUUUCAACUUGGGGAAGUCAUCUUCUGUCUCUAAAAGGAAGCUGCAGCGGAAUGAGAGCGAGCCCUCGGAGAUGAAGGCCAUGGCUCUGAAAGGUGGCAGGGCAGAAGGAACCCUCCGCUCAGCUAAAAGUGAGGAGUCUCUUACUUCUCUCCAUGCAGUUGAUGGUGAUUCCAAGCUGUUCCGGCCUAGAAGACCCCGAUCCAGCAGUGAUGCACUGUCUGCCUCUUUCAAUGGAGAAAUGCUGGGGAACCGCUGCAAUUCCUAUGAUAACCUGCCCCAUGACAAUGAGAGCGAAGAGGAUGUGGGGCUGCUCCACAUUCCAGCUCUUGUGUCUCCUCAUUCUGCUGAGGAUGUUGACUUGAGCCCACCAGACAUUGGAGUGGCCAGCUUGGACUUUGAUCCAAUGUCAUUUCAAUGUAGCCCUCCUAAGGCUGAAUCCGAGUGUCUAGAGAGUGGUUCUUCCUUUCUAGAUUCAUUAGAAUAUUCCAAGGAUAAACCAGGCACCAAUAGGAAAGAUGUAGAAGCAGUUGGUAGCCAGUCCCAGACUCCAGGGAGCACUGCAAGCUCUGAACCUGUGUCUCCAGUCCAGGAGAAACUGAGUCCAUUCUUUACCCUGGACUUGAGCCCAACAGAAGACAAGUCAUCUAAGCCAUCUUCAUUUACGGAAAAGGUCGUUUAUGCUUUCUCUCCAAAGAUAGGACGGAAGCUAAGCAAAUCGCCUUCCAUGAACAUAUCUGAGCCAAUUUCAGUGACUCUUCCACCUCGGGUGUCAGAAGUCCUUGGUACCAUCUCUAAUACCAUAGCUCAAAAUGCAUCGCCUCCAUCUUGGGACAAGAGUGUGGAAGAAAGAGAUGUCACAAAUAGAUCCCCCACCCAGAUAGUAAAGAUGAAAACAAGUGAGAGAGAGGCACAAGAAGGAUGUGAACCUGAAGUCCAGCCCCUGGAACAGGUGGCUGCUGAAGAAGUAGAGUUGCCAGGGAAAGAGGAGCAGCCUGUCUCGAGCAGUCAGAGUAAGGCUGUAGCUUCUGGACAGACUCAGACAGGAGCAGUUACCCAUGACCCCCCUCAGGAUCCCGUUCCUGUCAGUUCAGUCUCUCUUAUCCCACCACCACCGCCUCCGAAAAAUGUCGCCCGAAUGUUGGCAUUAGCAUUAGCUGAGUCUGCACAGCAAGCCUCAACUCAGACACUGAAGAGACCAGGGACUUCCCAGACUGGGUAUACUAGUUACGGAGACUUGGCAGUGGCUACAGUUGAAGAGACAUCACCUAGUUCCCACUCUAGUGUUACUCUAGAUAACACUUACUUCCAGACUGAUCGACCAGCAGAGCAGUUCCACCUCCAGAGCAAUGGACCAGGAAAUUGCAGCCAGCCUCUCCCAGAGACAGCAGUUACUGGGGAUCCCACCCAUUCCAACACAACUGAAUCUGGAGAACAGCUCCACCAGGUAGACUUGCCAGGGAAUAAGCCACAUCGAAACCAUUUCUCUGGGGACCCAGACAAGGCUAGAAUCACUUCAGCUCCCUUAACAGACUCAGAGAAGUUUGAUAAUCAUGGAAGUUUCCUUGAAGACCAGGCUGGGAAGACCAACAUGCCCACUGUCUCCUUUGUGGAGCAGGACAAGUCUUCACCUCAUCUCUGCAGUGUAGAUCAGACUUCCUCUUACUUCUGUGCAAAUGUGGAUAAAUCCCAUCACUCCUUAGAACUUGCAGACAAAUCUCCCAUGCCUUCUAAUUUGCCUCGGGACAAAGUUUCCCCUUUUCCUGAGUCCCCUGAAGAGAAUGCCAGCACACCCACCAUGGCUUAUAUGACAGCAACUCCAGCAACAGCUGAAAUGAACAUCAGAGAUGCCAGCCGGACCAUGGCUGAACAGCCUGCUGCUGCUGAUUUUGCGGCUGCCACCCUUCAACGCACCCACAAAACUAAUCGUCCUCUUCCCCCACCUCCUUCCCAGAGGCCAGCAGAGCAACCACCAGUCGUGGGACAGGUACAAGCAGCACCAAGUGUAGGAUUAAAUAAUUGCCACAAGGUUCAUGGUGUAGUUCCAGCUCCAGAGAGGCAGCCUGAAUCUGGAGCCAUAGGUGAUCCUGCACCCAUCUUUGUCAGCGAGGGCAGUGCCACUGCUCAGUGUCCCAUGGCCACUUCUGCUGCCCAGCCAGGACUGCCUGAGAAAGUACGGGAAGGCACCAGGGCUCCUUUGCUCCACCUGCGUGCUGAGUCAUUUCCUGGCCAUUCCUGUGGAUUUGCCGCCCCAGUGCCACCAACAAGGACAGUGGAGAGCAAGAUGGCUGCUGCCAUGCACUCCAACAGUGCAGAUGCCACCAGCAGUUCCAGUUAUCAUUCCUUUGUCACUGCUUCAUCAGCCUCAGUGGACGAUAUGUUGCCUUUGCCACUUCCCAUCCCACAGCCUAAGCAUGCAUCUCAGAAAGUAGCUUAUCCUUCCUUUGCUAGGCCUGAUGGCAUCACUGAGCCUUUUGGUCCAGAAAACUGUUUGCAUUUCAGUAUGACUCCAAACUGCCAGUUCCGUCCCCAGAGUGUACCUCCACAUCACAAUAAGUUGGAGCCACACCAGGUGUAUGGUGCCCGAUCAGAGCCACCAGCCUCCGUGGGUCCUCGUUAUAAUACCUAUGUGGCCCCAGGAAGAAACCUGCCUGGACACCACUCCAAGCCCUGCAGCCGGGUAGAGUAUGUCUCUUCUCUGAGCUCCUCGGUUAGGAGUGCUUGUUACCCUGAAGACAUUCCACCAUACCCCACCAUCCGGAGGGUGCAGUCCCUCCAUGCCCCGCCACCGUCCAUGAUCCGCUCUGUUCCCAUUUCACGGACAGAAGUUCCCCCGGAUGAUGAACCAGCCUUCUGCCCAAGACCCCUGUACCAGUAUAAGCCAUAUCAGUCCUCCCAGGCCCGCUCAGAUUAUCAUGUAACUCAGCUUCAGCCUUACUUUGAGAAUGGACGGGUCCACUACCGUUAUAGCCCCUACUCCAGUUCCUCAAGUUCCUAUUACAGUCCCGACGGGGCUUUGUGUGAUGUUGAUGCCUACGGCACAGUCCAGUUGAGGCCCCUCCACCGCCUCUCCAGUCGUGAUUUUGCUUUCUACAAUCCUAGGCUGCAAGGGAAGAACCUGUACAAUUAUGCUGGUUUGCCUCCUCGCCCAAGGGCCAGUAUGACUGGAUAUUUCUCUGGUAAUGACCAUAAUGUAGUCAACAUGCCCCCAACUGCUGAUGUGAAGCACACCUACACCUCAUGGGACCUAGAGGACAUGGAAAAGUACCGCAUGCAGUCCAUCCGGAGAGAGAGUCGUGCGCGCCAGAAGAUGAAAGGGCCUGUCAUGUCGCAGUAUGACAACAUGACACCAACUAUGCAAGAUGACUUGGGAGGGAUCUAUGUCAUCCAUCUGCGCAGUAAAUCAGAUCCUGGGAAAACUGGACUUCUCUCAGUGGCAGAGGGGAAAGAGGGACGGCACCCAGCUAAGGCUGUCAGUCCUGAGGGAGAUGACCGCUUCUGCAGGAAGCAUCCAGAACCCGAGUUCAACAGAGCCCACCACCAUGGAGGGUACAGCAACACACAGGUAGAAAAGCCGUCCCUCCCACAGAAGCAAAGCAGCCUUAGGAACAGAAAGCUUCAUGAUAUGGGUUGUAGUCUCCCUGAGCACAGGGCACAUCAGGAAGCAAGCCAUAGGCAAUUAUGUGAAUCAAAAAAUGGACCAUCUUACCCCCAGGGAGCUGGCCAGUUGGAUUAUGGGCCCAAAGGGAUGCCAGACACUUCUGAGCCAGGCAGCUACCAUAACUCUGGAGGGAAAUAUAUCACAGCAGGGCAGGAAUCUCUCAGACUAAACCACAAGGAAGUAAGGCUCUCCAAAGAGCUGGAACGGCCUCGAACCAGGCAGCCACCUGCCCCUGAGAAACACUCCAGAGACUGCUACAAGGAGGAGGAACAUCUCACUCAGUCCAUGGUCCCACCUCCCAAACCAGAGAGGAGUCACAGCCUAAAACUCCAUCACACCCAGAACCUGGAGAGGGACCCCGGCAUGUUAUACCAGUACCAGAUACAUGGCAAGCGCCAGAGCAAUAUGACUGUUGUGUCCCAGUAUGAUAACCUGGAGGAAUACCACUCCCUGCCCCAGCACCAGCGAGGAGGCUUUGGAGGGGGAGGCAUGGGGGCCUAUGUGCCCUCUGGCUUUAUCCAUCCCCAGAGCAGGACAUAUGCCACAGCAUUGGGUCAGGGGGCCUUUCUGCCCACAGAGUUGUCGUUGCCGCAUCCUGACACACAGAUCCAUGCAGAAUGAGCCCCGGGAGCAAUAGAGUUGAAGCAGCCUCUGCUGGACAGUGGACUGUUCUAUUUUUUUCAAUAACCAAAAAGAUUUAAAAAAAUGCUACAAACCCCCUGAUCACAUUAAAGAACCCCAAUAAAAGUAAACAGAUUGCCACCUUACCCCCCUCCCCCAUUACCACCUCGCCCAUCUAUAGACUGUGUCGUUUGUCUUUAAAAGAGAUCUGAAAGAUUGUAAAGCACUGUGUUGAAAGCCUAGUAAAGAAAUUUGUCACAGA
This is a messenger RNA of Nannospalax galili (Upper Galilee mountains blind mole rat), 6566 nucleotides long. RefSeq names its product Rho GTPase activating protein 32 (gene Arhgap32). The record is from RefSeq and is a predicted model, not a curated record. Gene Ontology annotation, cellular component: cell cortex; Golgi apparatus; nucleoplasm. Bases 116 to 6304 code for a protein of 2062 amino acids. Gene Ontology annotation, biological process: small GTPase-mediated signal transduction. NCBI's taxonomy places the organism in Eukaryota, Metazoa, Chordata, Mammalia, Rodentia, Spalacidae. Gene Ontology annotation, molecular function: phosphatidylinositol phosphate binding; protein binding; GTPase activator activity. The transcript has 23 exons.